AUGUCACCUAUAAGGAAGCCUUCGGAUGAGAGAGCACCACGCGCAAGUGUGUUUGCCUCAUCAGACACCGUUAUAGUCAAAGUCGGAAAGCAGUUCAAGACAUACACUUUGCACAAGAAGCUUCUCACAUUUCAUUCUGGCUUCUUCCGUGGCGCUCUUUCCGCUGACCACAAAGAAUCAAGCGAAGGAGUUGUUAUACUCGAAGCUAUUGGAAUUGGUGAGUUUGAAAUAUUCGUCGAGUGGCUCUACGAAAAGACAUUGCCUUGCUGUAUCAUGCAAAGCGGCCCGAACCCUAUGGACAUCCAAUUGGCUUCUAGAGCGUACGUUGUGGCCGACAUGUUGAUAGCAUGUGGAAUGAAAGAAGCACUCUUCCAUGAGUUGUAUCAAGUCUACACGCUCUCCAGGUCCCGCAAACAUAUCAGCCGCAUUGUCAACUUGUGCAAACAUCUUUCAGAAAAUGAUGUCAUGAUUCAACUCUUGGUCGACUGUUUCUGUGUCUAUGGUGGGCUCGGACACUUGACCAAGGAAUGCAUCAAACAGUUGUCGGAGCUACCCAAAGAAACCCUGGUGCGCAUUCUCCUCAAGCAAAAUGAGUUGCAGAAUCUGAAGAGGGAGGAGUGGAGGGUCAGGCGUGAAGAUUAUGUGUUUGAGCACGGAGACAGAAUUUCAACAAAUGAGCUAAGCAUCGCAGUCGGGGUAAAAGAGAGAUGA
Plenodomus lingam JN3 is the source of this 711-nucleotide messenger RNA. RefSeq lists its product as uncharacterized. Lineage: Eukaryota; Fungi; Ascomycota; Dothideomycetes; Pleosporales; Leptosphaeriaceae. The record is from RefSeq and is a predicted model, not a curated record. Gene Ontology annotation, molecular function: protein binding.